Molecule: messenger RNA, 186 nt
Organism: Meloidogyne enterolobii
Lineage: Eukaryota; Metazoa; Nematoda; Chromadorea; Rhabditida; Meloidogynidae
Source: the annotation of a GenBank genome assembly
AUGAAUAAAGACUGGCAUAGCGAUCAUUUUUGUUGUUGGCAAUGUGAUGGACAGUUAACUGGUCAACGUUAUAUUUUGCGAGAUGAACAUCCUUAUUGCAUUAAAUGUUACGAGGAAAUAUUUUCUAAUGUUUGUGAUGAAUGUCAAAAACAUAUAGGAAUUGAUUCAAAGGUAAAAGGAUUAUAG